UUUUGUGAUUUUGAGAAAAAAGAAGCAUCGUUAAACAAAAAAGAAUAUAAUUUGGAGACAACGGACGUCUCGGCGAUAACUUCGACGCAACGACGACAUGCCUCAAUGAAAUUCGUGGUAUUCUUAGAAACGAUCCGCAUUUACGACAGGUUUAUCAGGAUCAUUUGUCAUAUCGAGAAAAACGAUUGGAUGUCUUUUGGUUUCGAGCAUUUGUCAAGUAAUAUCCGUAGAGGUGAGGCGCGUAGGCAUCUUGGAAUUCAAAGUAGCAUCACAAAUUCGAGUUGCAACAGGGGCACAAAAGGUUUUAUCAAAUUCACAAGAAUAAUCAAGCAACAGUCAAGUAAAUCGCCAAAUUUGAAAAUGGUUCGACCGUCGAAUCCACGCCUUAUGGCUCGCGUACUAGAUGCAGUGGCAAAUCUUGGCGACACCAAAGGUUCAUCAGCUCGCGAAGUUCUCAGUUUUAUUCGGCACAGCAAUGUAUCGUUCAAAAAUCUGACGCUGCAGGUACAACGAGCUUUAAAGCAUGCAGUAAAUGCUGGACUUUUACGGCAUAGGAGUGGUCGUUAUAAAACACUGGCUACUUUAAAUCCUAAUACUGUCCCUAACCCAUCUGCUAAUAAGGAAUCAGCUAAUAAUGAUCAGAAAAACAAAGAGAAAAAAUCAAAAUCUGAUGUACAAGCACCAGUUGGCGACAUGGAAUCCCUUCGUCGAACACAAGAGCGCAAGAGGAAAAGAACUACUUCACGGCGACGAAAUAGUAGACGUCGUAGUAAAGUAAGAAGGAAAUCCCGACGUUCGCCGUAUAUUAGACAAUCUAAUACCGCUCAGAUUCGAAAACGACGACAGCGAAAACGCACACACGAAGACGAGGAGUUUGAGGAUCAGUCAUCCGAACAAGACUUCUUGCAUGGAAGGGACGAUUCGUCCGUACCAUUCAAUCGCAGAACGAAACGUUCAAGAUUAUCCAAGCGAGAACUCGAGUCCGACUUCUCUGACGAGAGUGACUGCGAUAGCGACAUGAGUCGGAAGCGUGUUUCCCGAGCAAAUAAAUUGUAUCGAGAACCAAGACACAAGAAAACGCGCGCGAAAUCGAAAGGUAAAUCAGUAUCUCGAACUCCAAGUCAGCAAUUGCAACGAGCGAUGCAAGAGCGGCAGCAUCCGAUCGAGGAGACCGGAAAUGAUAGGCAGCGAUGUGACGAGGAUCAGGGAUCCACGGAACGCAACAUUGCGCGUCAAGAAGCACACAAAGACGUCGAGAGAGUUCGCGAGCCGAACGACAGCAAUAGUGGCAGUACUUUGGAGAACUCGAGAGACUAAUGUCUUAUUUUUACUCCCAUUCUGCGUCUAUCAAUAUCUAAUCUACUGCUUCUUUGGCGACUAUGCAUCUGUCUAUUUAUUUUCUUUUCUGUAUUGUUUUGAAAGAUAAAUUUGUUAACAUUUUAGUCGUGAGAUAACUUGAUCGUAAGAAUAACUUGAAAUAAAUAUAAUAUGCGUGUGUCAUGGAGGAUCAGGUGUAUUAUAGAGAAUCCUA
Wasmannia auropunctata (little fire ant) is the source of this 1531-nucleotide messenger RNA. Its product is annotated as peptidyl-prolyl cis-trans isomerase G. The transcript is spliced from 6 exons. Bases 106 to 1317 code for a protein of 403 amino acids. The record is from RefSeq and is a predicted model, not a curated record. Gene Ontology annotation, cellular component: nucleosome. Gene Ontology annotation, molecular function: DNA binding. Lineage: Eukaryota; Metazoa; Arthropoda; Insecta; Hymenoptera; Formicidae. Gene Ontology annotation, biological process: nucleosome assembly.